Molecule: messenger RNA, 1056 nt
Organism: Necator americanus (New World hookworm)
Lineage: Eukaryota; Metazoa; Nematoda; Chromadorea; Rhabditida; Ancylostomatidae
Exons: 10
Coding region: 1-1056 (351 amino acids)
Biological process (GO): establishment or maintenance of epithelial cell apical/basal polarity; heterophilic cell-cell adhesion
Cellular component (GO): plasma membrane; protein-containing complex
Molecular function (GO): calcium ion binding
Source: RefSeq, a predicted model, not a curated record
AUGGCAAAAGUGCUGUGCGAACAAAUCUGUACAAGACAGGAAUGCAGCAACCACGGCACCUGUGUCGGAUUGAAAGCGCUUCCCAUCUGUAUGUGUGAUGUGGGAUACAUUGGAAUGAAAUGUGAACAUGGUCUCGAUUCUCAAGCUCUAUGUGAUUCCAUGGUUGGUUGCAGUGGGAAUGGACUAUGUAUAGGCACUAAGGACGACUUCAGCUGUUCCUGCUUUCUAGGAUAUGAAGGAGAACUAUGUCAGCACAAAAUUGAAGGUUCCAAUGCUCUCUUACCCACUCUUCCGGAUGCUUGCAACGCAGCCGAUUGCAACAAUCAAGGUGUCUGUAUCGGCACCAAACAGCUACCGUUUUGUAUAUGUAAUCUCGGGCGAAUCGGAAAGUACUGCGAGAAAACAGUCGCCAGUCUUACAAACACUGAUCCUAGUGCCCCGAUAACAACGUGUUCUCCAAGCGACUGUAACAACAAGGGAAUAUGUCUCGGAACUAAAAACUCAUUUGUAUGCGCUUGUCAAUUGGGAUACACUGGAAGUCGUUGUGAACAGACUCCAUUUACACUCUGUGACCCACGUGAUUGUAAUUCAAAUGGUCUUUGCCUUGGUACAAAGGAGAAAUUCACUUGUGCAUGCCAUCUCGGAUAUUCCGGAGAACGAUGUGAAACUAUAUCCGGCACCAUGUGUGAAUCAUCGGACUGUAACUCGGCUGGCUUAUGUAUUGGUACAAAGAAUCAGUUCAGCUGCAUAUGUAAUCUUGGAUAUACAGGAGACAGGUGUCAGGAAAGAGUAGGUAUCCUGCCCGGAUUCGAAGGAGCCAUAUGUGAGACGAAAGAUUGUAGCGGCAAUGGAAUUUGUAUUGGUUCAAAAUUGGCGCCACUUUGUAUUUGUGCACCUGGAUUUCUCGGACUCCGUUGUGAACUUGAACCGCUUUGUAAUCCGUUAAUUCAUUGCACCGGUAAUGGAAUAUGCGUUGGUACAGUGAAAUCAUUCACCUGUUUCUGCAAUCUUGGAUGGACUGGUGUCACUUGCGCUCAACCAACACUGCUCGGAUAG